Molecule: messenger RNA, 826 nt
Organism: Phalaenopsis equestris
Lineage: Eukaryota; Viridiplantae; Streptophyta; Magnoliopsida; Asparagales; Orchidaceae
Product: cytochrome c oxidase subunit 5C-like
Exons: 3
Coding region: 503-697 (64 amino acids)
Source: RefSeq, a predicted model, not a curated record
AGCGAUCGGACGGGCAAUUGAUUUCUGCGUACCCGGGACAGCGUUUCGUUCGCAUUAAUAUACUCCCAUGCCCUUUGUGCCCUCGUUCGCAUCUCCCUCCCCUUCUUCGCAUCUCCCGUGGCCUGGCCGCUCCUCCCUCUUCCUCGGCAAUCUCUCUUGGAAGUUUUCUUCUUCGCCAAAGAGAACAGUUCUUCAUCAUCGCAACUACCUCCAUGGAUAUAGCAGAAUCUUGCCGAAUAAAAUAUUGGCUAUAAAUUUCCAUACGAUUUCAACCGAAUGCCCUAAUUCUUUAAUUUUCUGAUUUCUAUCUUGGGUCGUCCCUCUUCCUCCAAGCACCAGAAGAGUUCUCCUCUCUUCCUCCUUCAUCGAUUCGCAAAUAUUUUCAUCAUUUUUGCACGAUCUUUUAUUUCCAUCUGAUCAAACCGCAAGGAUCUCUUUCUUCUUCCUUUGAUCAAAUCGCAAGAAACUUCAACAGGUGUUUGUCUGAUACUGAAGAGAAAGAAUGGCUGCGCACAAUAUUGCUCAUGCUACUCUUAAGGGCCCCAGUGUUGUCAAGGAGAUAUGCAUUGGGAUCACUCUAGGCCUUUUUGCAGGUGGGCUGUGGAAGAUGCAUCACUGGAAUGAGCAGCGAAAAACUAGAGCCUUUUAUGACAUGCUCGACAAGGGUGAGAUCAGCGUCGUCGUUCCAGAAGAAUAAAAUGCAUUGUCAUAUUACUUAUUCAGAGCUUAUUUGAUUCUGGUCAGAAAAUGACUAAAAAUAUUGUGUGUUUGUUAAAGUAAAAGUUAAGUUUUGAGUGAUAAAAUAUGCAAUAAAUUUCAACUUCUA